UCUAACGACCAACCAUGCCUGAUCCAGUCAAAGCCCCGAAGAAAGGCUCCAAGAAGGCCGUGUCUAAAGCCACCAAGACCGGCAAGAAGAAGAGAAAGACCCGCAAGGAGAGCUAUGCCAUCUACGUGUACAAGGUGCUGAAGCAGGUCCACCCCGACACCGGCAUCUCCUCCAAGGCUAUGGGCAUCAUGAACUCCUUUGUGGGGGACAUCUUUGAGCGCAUCGCCGGUGAGGCUUCCCGCCUUGCUCACUACAACAAGCGCUCCACCAUCACCUCCAGGGAGAUCCAGACCGCCGUCCGUCUGCUGCUGCCCGGUGAGCUGGCCAAACACGCCGUGUCUGAGGGCACCAAGGCCGUCACCAAGUACACCAGCUCCAAGUAAACCCGCUGUCUGUACCAUCAACUCAAAGGUCCUUUUCAGGACCACCCACACCUUCACCAGAGAGCUUUAAUCCUUAAUGAUGUGUGAUUAGUUUUCUCCAAUGUUGAGUAUUUCGUAUAUUAAGAUAACUAUGUUAUGAUCAAUGUUUGUUUGAAUUUUAUAUAAAUUAUCCUUGUUUUUAUUGAUAGUGUCAUAUCAUGUCACAUUGUAAUGGAGAGGACUCUUUUGAUGCAGCCAUGUGGAGCCCAAUAAAACAAGUCUUAACAUGUCA
Thunnus maccoyii (southern bluefin tuna) is the source of this 654-nucleotide messenger RNA. RefSeq names its product histone H2B 3-like. The transcript has a single exon. Lineage: Eukaryota; Metazoa; Chordata; Actinopteri; Scombriformes; Scombridae. Gene Ontology annotation, molecular function: DNA binding; protein heterodimerization activity; structural constituent of chromatin. The record is from RefSeq and is a predicted model, not a curated record. Gene Ontology annotation, cellular component: nucleosome. The coding region runs from base 15 to 383 and encodes 122 amino acids.